This is a messenger RNA of Larimichthys crocea (large yellow croaker), 940 nucleotides long. RefSeq names its product prefoldin subunit 4 (gene pfdn4). Lineage: Eukaryota; Metazoa; Chordata; Actinopteri; Sciaenidae. Gene Ontology annotation, biological process: protein folding. The coding region runs from base 92 to 502 and encodes 136 amino acids. Gene Ontology annotation, cellular component: prefoldin complex; cytoplasm. The transcript has 4 exons. The record is from RefSeq and is a predicted model, not a curated record.
CAUGCUCUAGGCUCUCUGCCCCGCCAGGUGGCGCUGUGGCUUUGUUGUCGCGUUGAGUCUGCGCUGUCUUUGUGCAGCCGAGGAAGCCGAGAUGGCAGCCACCACCAUGAAGGGACCUGUAGCUGUUGAAGAUGUGAACGUCACAUUUGAAGACCAACAGAAGAUCAACAAGUUCGCCAGGAACACGAGUCGGAUGACGGAGCUGAAAAACGAGAUAGAAGCUAAGAAAAAGUCGCUGCAGAACCUACAGGACGCCAGCGAUGACCUCAUGAUGUUAGACGACGACUCCCUAUUGAUCCCUUAUCAAAUCGGCGACGUCUUUGUCAGUCACACCCAGGAAGAAACACAAGAGAUGCUGGAGGCCGCAAAGGAAGCGCUGGAGCAGGAGGUCAAAGGCCUCGAGGAGCGAGUGUCGGCGAUACAGCAAUUGCUGGGCGACCUGAAGGUCCAGCUCUACGCCAAGUUUGGUAACAACAUUAACCUGGAGGCAGACGAGAGCUGAGCGGUGAAAUGGACAAUGACAGAACGUUUGCCAAACAAAGCAUCAAGUAGGACUCUGCAUGAACGGCUUAGAUUCGCAGCUUCUGGCUCACACACGAUGUAUCCGUCUUCAGUUUAGUUUCAGCAAACAAGUUCACAAGGACGACAAAGGUAAAGAUUUGGAGUUGGAAUAAAUGCACAUCAUUUCUACCGUAUUUUUUUGAUUGGUCCUUUUAUUUAAUGUGUUUUAUUUUUUUUUCUUUAUCUGUUGCUCAAACGAACAAAGCAGCUGUGUAGUAUUUCACGAACACUUGUUUCAUUUGUAAUGAAGUUAAGUAAAUGACUCUCUCAGUGUACUGUACUGUCUCCGCCUUAAUGACUGAAAAGUGAAAGUCCUUAUUCAAUCAGCUUGACCUAAAUUCACUCCAAAUCGAGUUGAUUAAAUUAAGUACGUCUGUUA